This is a messenger RNA of Magnolia sinica, 1579 nucleotides long. Its product is annotated as endonuclease 4-like. NCBI's taxonomy places the organism in Eukaryota, Viridiplantae, Streptophyta, Magnoliopsida, Magnoliales, Magnoliaceae. The record is from RefSeq and is a predicted model, not a curated record. Bases 165 to 1058 code for a protein of 297 amino acids. Gene Ontology annotation, molecular function: endonuclease activity; nucleic acid binding. Gene Ontology annotation, biological process: DNA catabolic process. The transcript is spliced from 10 exons.
CGAGGACACCGUACAAAUCCUCGAGUAGAGGGUAGUUACUCGAGUGCGGAAAUCGAAGCUUUGACAGUGCAAAAGAACAGAGAAGUCGAAGAGAAGUGAAAUCUUACACUACUUUUCUACAGCUGCGGAUCAUCGAAGCUCGAUUCUUUCCGGGAUUAUUAGAAAUGGUCGCGUUUGGAUGGUCUUUUAUCGGGAGAGCGAUCAUUCUACUGCAAUCAGUUACUGGAAUUCUAGCCUGGGGAAAAGAAGGGCAUUAUGCCAUUUGCAAAAUAGCUGAGGGGCUCUUGACUGAAGAUGCUGCUGCUGCGGUUAAAUUGUUGCUUCCAGAUUAUGCCAAUGGCGAUCUUGCUGCAGUUUGCUCCUGGCCCGAUGAAAUUCGUCACCAAUACAGAUGGCGCUGGACUAGUCCAUUGCAUUAUGUUGAUACACCAGAUUUUAAGUGCAACUAUGACUACUGCAGAGACUGCCAUGACUCUAAGGGACAAAAAGACAGGUGUGUUUCUGGAGCGAUUUACAACUACUCGAUGCAGCUAACAACGUAUCAGGAUUCUUCCUAUGAUUGGCAAUAUAAUCUCACAGAAGCUCUUAUGUUUCUAUCGCAUUUCAUAGGGGACAUCCAUCAGCCUCUGCAUGUUGGUUUCCUCGGAGAUGAAGGUGGUAACACGAUUACUGUUCGCUGGUACCGGCGGAAGACCAAUUUACACCAUGUAUGGGAUACCAUGAUUAUUGAGUCUGCCAUGAAGAUUUUCUACGACAAUGAUAUUGAUGUUAUGACACGGGCCAUCCAGAGGAAUAUGCUGGAUGGCUGGUCUGCUGACAUCCCAUCAUGGGAAAACUGCAUAUCAAAUCAUACAGUUUGUCCGGAUCCGUAUGCUUCUGAAAGCGUUAGCUUGGCUUGCAAGUUUGCAUACAGGCAUGCGACACCAGGAAGCACUCUGACAGAUGAGUAUUUCCUCUCUCGUUUGCCAGUUGUCGAGAAGAGGCUUGCCCAAAGUGGGGUCCGCUUGGCUGCCAGCCUCAACCGAAUUUUCAUUUCCCCUCCAAUCUCACAACAAUGAAAUGAGAGAGAGAGAGAGAGAGAGAGAGAGAGAGAGAGGUGGCGUGAGGAGAAUGUAGCCUUUGGUCAUAUGGAUCAUGUGAGAUGAACCAUUGGUCACAAGGAACAUGUGGGAUGGGACCACCUCUCUCUCUCUCUCUCUUUCUCAGAGACUUACACGACAAGGUAAAGGUAGUUGCUUCUCUCCCAUUAAUUAUUCUCUAUAUGGAGAUGUAAUGAUAAUCUCUCAUCCGUUUAUAAGCUCAUUUCUUGUAAGUUACACCUGACAACACCAGACUUUCAGGACACUGCACAUGACACGCAUGGAUAAUACUUCUCCUUUCAGUUAUUUCAUACAUCUCCAAUGAGGAAUUCGUUUUCCCAGUAUCAGCAUGUAUGACCCCACAUUCAGAUAUUGUCAGAUGAUCCAAGCCUUCCAUGCUUCGGAUGCUACUCUAUACGGAGAGAUAAUUAUGCAUAAUGCAUAGUUCUUGUCAUUUAUGUCUAGCUGAAUGUUGACCAAUGAAAUGAUUUUUUUUUUUU